GACGAACUCCAUCAGCGUCGAUUGAUCAAUUGAUUUCUGGUAUUACCAUGUCCUAGCCACCUUCCCUGCUGUCCAACAGUCCAGUCCAAUCCAACUUCAGGAACCAUAAUAAGCAAGAAAGAAAAGAAUGCCCCGUUCCCUCUUAACCACCAUCCUUAUUCAAUCCACCGUCUUGAAUGCGAUCUCCAAUAUCCUGGCUCAAGUGAUUGACCAGUACAACAAAGAUGGCCCAUUCACACUCAACACCCCCGCCCUCCUCCAAUUCAUAACCUACGCCAUCAUCAUCGUCCCCAUAAACUUCUACUUCCAGAACUGGCUCGAAUCCACCUUCCCCGGCUUUCCCACCUGGCAGAGGAGCCCCGCACAUCUGCGCCGGUCUUCAACAGGUUGGUCCUGGGGUCUGGCAGAUGCGCGCCCCGCCCCAAACCCAACUCUCGACCUCGACGUGGUCGUCGACAUCUUACCGGCUGUGAAAGAAAAGGCCGCGACAACGGUAACGACACGCUCCUUUCAGCCGAGGAAGAAGAGAUCGGGGACGUGGAACUUCGGGAUGAAGUUCUUGCUAGAUCAGACGGUUGGGUCGGUGUUGAAUAUUGUGCUUUUUGUGAUGUUGAUUAAUUUGCUGAAGGGGUUGGAGUGGGGGGUUGUUUGGGGGUUGGUUUGCGAGGACUUCAUGCCCAUCAUGAUCGCGCGUCUCAAAUAUCGCCCCGUCGUCUCAACGCUUAUGUACACGGUUGUACCGGUCGAGCGACGAGUCGUGUUUGGUAGUGCGUGUGGAGUCAUCUGGGGGGUUUAUUUAAGUUUAUAUGCGGCUGUUUAA
Messenger RNA from Aspergillus melleus, 820 nucleotides. RefSeq lists its product as uncharacterized. Bases 128 to 820 code for a protein of 230 amino acids. Gene Ontology annotation, cellular component: membrane; cytoplasm. NCBI's taxonomy places the organism in Eukaryota, Fungi, Ascomycota, Eurotiomycetes, Eurotiales, Aspergillaceae. The record is from RefSeq and is a predicted model, not a curated record. The transcript is spliced from 3 exons.